AUGAGCCGGUAUCCUGGCAGUUGCGGCAGCUUCAGCCCGAAUAAGGCGGCGAACACUCCCGAUGAUUUUUACGGCUACUUUCGACAAACUGCUACAGAAAUUGGAGUUGAUAAUCGUCCAAUCUCAAGAAACUCGGAGAGCACUUUCAUUGGAGGAUACGUAGAAGACCAAACUGUAGGUCGACAUAUAUUUGACUACUUAAGCCGUAGCAUGUUAUGCAAGACACAGUGGGGGACCUGAUACAGUGGUAAAAAACGUACCAUUUUGUAUCCAGGAAGCAUCAAAAAAUGUGGCAAAAUAUCUCCCUCUUUAAGUGAAAAAUCUCAGAUUUCAAAUCUUUUCGUAAGGAAAAACGCCUUUCAAAACGAAGCUUUUUCACUUGGAUAGAGAAGCAUUUUGCCACAUUUUUGAUACUUGCCGGAUGCAAAAUGGUACCUUUUUUGCCACUGGAUCACGUACCCCACUAUAUCAUACAAGUUUAGACGUCCUUUUCCGUCGACCUUCAUCGUCCACCGUCUCGACAAUCCCAAUCGCUGCAUCCUCAAGGUCUUCGGCCACGCUCUGAGGUGAGAUCUUACCCACGUUUGUUCCGCGUUUAUACGCAUUGUUAAACAAAAAUUUGGCAUCACUUUUCUUCAGUUGGUAAAAAUUUUUGGGCUAAAAACUCGUGAUACCCCAAAAUUCUUUAUAAAUACGAAAGCGCGAUAUCCCCUCCGGUCUUUACAACUUGCCCAUUCAACGUCCUAAAAGGUACUCUCCUCAAAACGCCACUCAAUUCCCCUGCGGCAACAAUAAACAGAUCGGGUCGUUUUGUUUCUCGUACGUCUUCGUAAAUGUCACAUUCUUGUUUAUUCCAUUUAUUUUUCGCAUUUUUCGCGGUGCCUUUCACAACUUCCGGAAAGCGGAGCUUUUUAUAAAAGUCUCGGGACUUUAAUGGCGGCGUUAAUUAUGAAAUAAACGACACGUCAAAUGCAAAUGAUGCCAUUAGAGGCUGUAAAAGUCUAAGAAUGUAGAAAUCUCUACGUAACUGUAGGCUGUGGAUGCUCUAUAAUUUUGCAAAAAGUGGUGGUUUUACUUUCCUAUAUUUUUAUUGUCUCAGAAGAAAGGGAGUGCAAAUUAAGGCUCAAUUAAAUUUAAGUGUCCACUGGUUAAGUGCAUAGAUAAUAACCUUACUAAAUUUUAUAAAAAUUGUACUCUCGAGUCCUAUAUUGUCAUAGCUGUAGAUGCGUAACAUAAUUCUACAAAAGUAGUUUCAUCAAUUGUGCGUCGGUGGUUCUCAGAAUCCUUUUGAGUAUUUCAAUUUGAAAUACAAUAGCAUAGAGUAGAACAUACAGAUGUAUCAAAAUUUUCUGAUGAUUUUUCUCACCAAAGACCUCGCCUAUGAACGACAGCUUUCAGAAAGUUCAGCAUUUUUUUUGAUAACGCCUUUUUUUCGAAGCUUCAAUCCUUUAUCCGUUUUAAAUUGUAUCCGAAAUUAACUUCCGUUCCAGUGACAUUAUUACUACAGUAAUCUUUUCCAAUUGUCCCAACGAAAUCCUACAAUUCCUCCCACCAAACAUACGACCAUUCGCAGUCAUUAACCACCACCAUUUUUGAGCAGCCGCCCUUGUGACUCGUUAGACGUUGAAACUCUUUCAAAACACCACGCCUUUACAAGGCCCGAACACGUCGUCGGGCUGUAAACAUUGUCAGAAAACUCUUGACCGGAGAUUAGAAACGUCGAAUGUGCCAAGGCUCCACAAGUGUCAUUAAGUUGGAAGGAAAGACGUUUCGCAUUCCGGAGAGGGCGAGGGAAUUAGUGAGGGCAGCUUUUUCGCCUCGCGCGCGUUCCUUUUUUUAUUAUUUUCCUUUUUCGUCGAGUACGUCGGAAUUUGUGAGCUGACAUGUUUUAUCUCAAUUUGUCGUGAAAUGAAAUGAAGUCUUGGCAUGGGAACGUUGGGUUGGAACGUUAGCGGAGAAUUUUCGAAGAAAAUAAGGGCAAGGUUUGGCAUACGCUGCUUUCAAGGGACUCUUAAGGCUGUCUUUAUUAAGAAUAAGUCCUUGGCGAUCAAUUUUUUACGCUUUAUGGCAUCAUAAAGCGCUUACGAUUAUGAUCUUUUAAACAUAAGUCGCUUGAUCUUCUUUGCUUAUCAAGCUUUUCAGCUUGAUCCCACCGCAAUUAUUUUUACGAAAACUUUGUCUUUGAGCUUUUGUUUAUUCAAGCAAUAUCGUAAAAUUCUGAUUAUUUCAAUACACUCAAUAUACCACACAUAUUGAGUAUAUUGAAAUGAUCGCUAAACGCUCCAAAUAUUUUGGCCGAAUAUUUCGACCGGGACUUCCGGAAUCAUUCGUAGCAAGCGAAGGCUUUUGUCGUUACACUUGAUAACGCCUGGUAUAAUAAUUUCGAGUCCGUUUCCUUUAACACCUCUAGAAUUAUCAUUACCCGAAGCUAACCUAUAAUUUCACAAAACUUUCUAUACGCUACACUGCAGGAUGAGCCAAGUCUUUCUCCUUGGGUGGUCAAGUCUCCCGCUCAAAUUUUUAUUUUUUCAAGAUUAAUAUAAAUGUCUUUAUGUUUUAAUCUACAUAUAUGGACAGGACAAUAACUCAAAAAGUAAGUUAAAUUAUCUCUCUUUCUGACUAUACAAAACUUUUUUCGAUUACAUAUUGUUAUUAUUGCGCAUUUAGGCAUUAUAGAAGGUGCAUAAUUUUAGGUAAAUGCUGUUCGUUCUUGACAUUAGACGAACAACAUUCGAAAGUCUUACCCCAAAAAGAACUGCCGUCGAGCCUUCUUCGUGCCAAAAUUAUUUCAGCAUGAAAAUGAUCUACAGUUUUUUUGUUGAUUAGAUUUUUGAUAUUACACUAGGUACUUUUGUAAGUUUAAGGCGAGAUUAGGUCACGUUUUACGUCAUAUAAGGUCUAAAUGGACAAUAAAACUUUCUUUUAACAUUCUUAACGUCGUAACAGUGAUUUCCUCCUUUUAUUGUCGUUUUUGAUUUUUUUUCAGAUUUUAGGUAUGGAACAAUUUUUAUGUAUCCGCGGCCAUAGAUGCGUAUUAAUACUUCGCAAACCAUAUUUCAAAGGUCCCUGGUCGAUCUAAAACAUGUUUAAAACAGUAUGAGAGGUAUUUGAGACUUUUUUAGAUCCAGGUUGUACUUGAUCACUUACACCCUAAGACAUCUCAAACCCUGGUUUGAAAGAAUAUUUAUGUUGGUGACGGUUUAGUAAUGGCUCAGCUUUGUAGUUUUCCGGGUUUAAACUUCAAAAACAUUAGAUUUUGCCUGCAACUUGACAAAAGUACCUAGUGUAAUAUCAAAAAUCUAAUCAACAAAAAAACUGUAGAUCAUUUUCAUGCUGAAAUAAUUUUGGCACGAAGAAGGCUCGACGGCAGUUCUUUUUGGGGUAAGACUUUCGAAUGUUGUUCGUCUAAUGUCAAGAACGAACAGCAUUUACCUAAAAUUAUGCACCUUCUAUAAUGCCUAAAUGCGCAAUAAUAACAAUAUGUAAUCGAAAAAAGUUUUGUAUAGUCAGAAAGAGAGAUAAUUUAACUUACUUUUUGAGUUAUUGUCCUGUCCAUAUAUGUAGAUUAAAACAUAAAGACAUUUAUAUUAAUCUUGAAAAAAUAAAAAUUUGAGAGGGAGACUUGACCAUCCAAGGAGAAAGACUUGGCUCAUCCUGCAGUGCGCUAUAGAGCUUUUGACAACACAGGUGAUAUCAUUUUAUUGUCACGGUCUUCUGAACAUUGUAGCCUUUUCUAGUGCCCACGGGAAUUGAAACAGAACCUAGACAGCAUAGGUGUGAAAAAUGUAAAGAAAAUGUGAGCGUCGCACUUGGGAACGCUUGUAAAAUGCUUUAGUAUCAACUAUAACAUAUUUUUUUUGUCAAAUGCCAUCCGGAACUCAUUGGAAUUCCCUUAAAUCCGGCUUAAAAUAGCGGAAAAUAAUCCUAAAACCACAUGGAUUAUCUGAAUAAACUUUUUUCCGCAGAUACAUUUUGCAAUUGCAAAUGUAAUCUGUAGAAUUUUUUGUCAUCAUUUUUCACGUAGUGGCUAAAGUCUUGUUUCAAAUUCAAUUUAACGAUCGAUUUAAACUUCGUUUAUACUCUAGCAAAGACCUCGGAUUCUCGGUUGUUUCAUGGCUACUCCCUUCUGACACAUCCAUUCAAUGUCAUCCUCAACAUUCUCCUCUUCUUCUCGACUUGUUUCUCUCCCCGCCUGACCUUGGAAUUUGACUUUUUUCGAUAAAAAUUUAAUCUUCUCCCCUCCGGAACGCCGCCGGGAAGAGAGGGGAAGGCACGUGUUCCAGGCCCACCACCAAAAAUAGGCAUUCGGAAAGUUCGUUCGUGGAAAACGCCCAGGUGUUUUGGGGCGCAGAUCAUGUCCUAAUUCCCAGAAACUGUUUAAAUUUGCGUCCCUAAUUAGACACAUGACCCGAAUAUGAAAGGAGGCCGCGGUUUUCAUAGGCUUACAUGCCCGCGGAACGGCUGAAAGCGAAAUUUUUAUCGGUUCCAAAUGGUGACAUUUGCGAUUUCAGCCGGGAAAUGUGUUACUAAUCGAAAUUUGGACACCCAGGAGGUCCUUCGAUGUCUUCAUGUCUAUUAUGCGCGUUUUCGAGUAUGAAGCUGCAAAAGGCCCUGGAGUCAUGUUCUCGCUAUGAAUUUUUGAUGAGAAUUUCCGUCGGAUUAAACCAUCCAUAAAAUUUUCCCCCAUUUUUUUGAAACUCCAAUGCGAAUUUCGACUUUUUACGUCUGUUUGAAUUGGGUUAAACUACUGGUGAUAUCGAUAAACGUUUAUAAUGGCGUUUUUUCCAAAGUUCCGUCAGUCAUUCUUUUCGUAAUUCGCCAGUUUUUAUUUAUAUUGCACUUGGUGGAUGAUCGAAUUAAAAAAAAACAUUCGAUUGCUUCAAAAUUCGAGUUCGCUGCUUGAAAGACGCCGUUUUACCCUCCAUAAUCAUCCAGCAAAGUAUCAAAAACAUCUGUCGCGCUGUUUUCAAGUUCUCACUUCCGUUUGAAGUCAGGGCGCAGCUGGCGCCGAUCCAUUUUUUUCUUUCACGCGUCCAAAGCCAAAAUAAACGUUUCGUCUCGCUUCCGCCGAUAGUAUCCGUUCUGUUUGCAGUUGGACUAUCGCAAUCAAGCCUACAGAUCAUCGACCAGCUCACGACCUUCACCUUCUCCUCAAACCAGAUUGAAUUAUUCGGCUGGAGCAGCGUUCGGCCGGAGAAUUGCUCGAGACAUGUCGCGGUAAGCUUGUUUUUUUGGUUGUUUAUGUGCCUUUUGUGUUUAGAGCGUAUCAGUGGAGUUAGAAAUGGGGGUAAACACCUCUCUGCAGCAGGAUGCUGAAGGGAACGAGCGGUAGAGUUGUUGUGAUUGACACCUGAUUUUGUUUUUGGAAGAGAAUGCAGAGAAAUUUGUUAGAUUUGGAGGCUUAGAGAAAGAGGCAUUUUUGGUCAACUCUAUGACUCUGUUCCCUGCAUCUUCUGGAUUGCAGUGACAUUACAACAACCAUUUCAAACGACUGCUGCAUUAAUUUUAUGUUGUCUUUCUCCAUGGAUAACAUAAGGGUUUUAUUUGUUAGGCACCGAUUAUCGGAUUGAUUUGGUAAUUGGAUACUUCGCUCAGUCCACUUUUUUGACAUUUUUCAUGCUGGGGCUCAAGCUAUAGCUUAUGUUGUUUUUGUCGCAAAUCAUAUUGGACAAAGUGGAUUGAUUAAUUGGAUUAGGAAUCCCGAGUUAGUGCAGAACGCAUAUUUUGGCCAAAUGUCAAAUCUCAAGGAGUUCUAGGGGCUUACAUUCUCGCAAACGUCUCGGAUGAACUCUUGUUGUUUAACCAAUCUCGGCUCAUAUUAUAUUAGGGGUUGUGAUGAGGGAAAGCAUGUUGAAUUUUGAUGUUUCGGCCGUAGUUCAUCAAAAAUUGAAAUAUUGAGUAGCGCGACCUGUCAGCCGGCUAUUUGGAAACUUUUUUCCAGAAGAGCGCUUAUUCUUGUCGUCUCCUUGGCCCUCUUAUUAACACCCCUUGGCGUUCUGACUUUUGGCCGUUCCAAAAAUAGCGGCGCGCCCGUGAAGGAGAGCGGGGCCAAUUCCAUUUCUCCCAAGACUUUUUUUUUGCUUGUGGUGUGUGUGUUUCAUGUUGGCGCGAGAGAGGGGCCCUUUUAAUCAGUCCGAAUGAAUAGAAGUAGAGGAAGGAGAAGAGUGCCAGGACUUAUUAAGCGCUUUGUUUUAAUAUGGGGAGGUUUAAUUGGAGUAAUCGGGGCCGAUGAGAAGGUGAGGAUGGGUACAGUGAAAAACUCGUGCCCCCCAGACACCCAGUGUGAGAGUGAGAGCCCUGAAGCGAAUGAGGAGAAAUAAGCGGUAGUUCUUAAUAUUGUCCGUGAAUUUUCGCUCACACUGCCCGUGUUUUUAUUCAAUAUUAUGUUGUUUUAUAUUCGAAAUGUAGCCUAAGGUCUCUCGUUGCAGGAACGACAUGGAAUUCACGGAUAUCACCGCUCUCCGUGACGAAUCCACCGCUCUUCCCAACACCAUCCGACAGUCCAAAUCCAAUGGAGACGGGCCCACCGCCUCGAUUGCUGCACAUUCCGCUAGCCUGAAACCGGUCGGAAGACUCUCCCUAUCCGUAUGCCGCAUCCUCAGAGGCCACAUGGCCAAGAUCUAUGCCAUGCAUUGGCUCACAGACUCACGGUAAGAUUCCUCGCCUAGUGCAAUAUAAUUUUGGUGUUCAGGAAUAUUGUGUCUGCGUCACAAGACGGUAAAUUGAUUGUUUGGGACACAUACACCACCAACAAGAUCCACGCCAUCCCGUUAAGGUCCUCAUGGGUCAUGACGUGCGCAUAUUCACCUUCCGGAAACUUCGUCGCUUGUGGUGGAUUGGACAAUAUUUGUUCGGUUUAUUCGUUGAAGACAAGAGAAGGAAAUGUCAGAGUGUCUCGCGAACUCCCUGGACACAAAGGCUUCUUGUCUUGUUGCCGGUUCCUUGAUGAUCAAAGGAUUUUGACCAGUUCCGGGGACAAAACUUGGUAGGUAUUUUAUAUUGUUGUUCUUGAUUUUUAGGGGUGGAUUGGAAGGAAUUUGGCUAGAAUACAGAUUUGGCCAACUUCUGAGAGAAAUUUUGGGACCUAGAAUAAGUAAUAAACUUUAUUUUCGGCUGUUUCUGUGACGCGAAAUCAUGUGUAACAUAAAAAUUCUGGAAAAAUUAGGAUUUUUUGGCUUACCGAGACGUAACUUUUUAAAAAUCACUAAAUGGAUUGGUUUAGUAUUCUCUGGGACAUUGAAGCCGGUCAAGCGAUCACCACUUUCAACGGCCACACUGGAGAUGUGAUGUCGAUUAGUUUACACCAAAACGACCCUCGAUCCUUUAUCUCUGGCGCCUGCGAUGCGAAUGCCAAACUCUGGGAUCUGCGAGACGGUCAAUGCAAACAGACCUUCACCGGGCAUUCACAAGAUAUCAAUGCUGUUGCAGUAGGUUUAUUUUGUGGUAAAGCAAUUCUGUAAUCGUAGUAAAAAAUGUUUGAGCUGAUUUUCAACUUGAGUUUUUCAGCAUUUUCCAAGCGGCACCGCUUUUGCUACCGGCUCGGAUGAUGCGACUUGCCGACUUUUUGAUAUCAGGGCUGACGCUGAAGUCGGAGUUUAUGGAAUGGACUCGAUUAGCUGCGGAAUUACGUCAGUUGCCUUCUCGAAAUCUGGUCGGUUAUUGUUCGCUGGAUAUGACGACUUCAACUGCAAUGUCUGGGAUUCCAUGAAACAGGAACGGGCUGGUGAGUUAUAUUGUACUUGAUGUUUUCAUAAGAAAUUUAGGUGAUUUGUUAAUCUUUUUGUAGUUUAAAGCCGCAAAAAGAAAUAUUUAGUAAUUAGAAAGUAGAAUGAAGCUAUUAGAAAGUUGGAAAUCAACUUUUUUUGACUUAUGUUAUCCGUUUCCAGGUGUCCUUUCCGGCCACGACAACCGCGUCUCUUGCCUCGGCGUAACGGAAGAUGGUGCUGCCCUGUGUACCGGAAGUUGGGACUCACUGCUCAAAGUCUGGAACUAA
Messenger RNA from Bursaphelenchus xylophilus (pine wood nematode), 7993 nucleotides. The record is from the annotation of a GenBank genome assembly. NCBI's taxonomy places the organism in Eukaryota, Metazoa, Nematoda, Chromadorea, Rhabditida, Aphelenchoididae.